AUGGCCAACAUGGCGAUUCUCAAAUCCGUCUUUCUGGCCCUAGGCCUUAGUGCCAUCCUAUCCGCAGCUCAAAACAACCAGAACUACCCCUACCUCAAUGGCACCACAAUCCACCAACCCAGGCGAGGUGUGGAAGAACUGACCUAUCCACGCUAUGUCGAGCUACUCGACGGCACCAUCCUCGUCACCGCAUCACACGGCACCUUUGGACAGCCGAGCUCACAAGCAGCUGCUGUUGCCGCAGCCUACUUCCCCGUCUUUGCCAGCUCGGACGGCGGCGCGAGCUGGGACUGGAUCUCGAACAUCACGGACCAGGUCAAUGGAUGGGGUAUGGGCGCUCAGCCGGCUUUGAUGGAGCUGACGGAGCCGAUUGGCGAGUAUGCGGAGGGCACUAUCCUCGCGGCCGGGAAUAGCUGGAGCGAGAACGGGACUCAUAUUGAUGUCUACGCUUCUAUGGACAAGGGGAGUAGUUGGGAGUUUGUGAGUAAUGUUGCCAAGGGGAAUGCGCCGAAUACGACCAAUGGAGCGCAUCCGAUUUGGGAGCCGUACUUGAUGCUCUACGACCAUCAGCUCAUCUGCUACUACUCCGACCAACGCGACCCCCUGCACGGCCAAAAGCUCGCGCACCAAGUCACCACCGACGCCAAAUCCUGGGGUCCAGUGGUCAACGACGUCGCAUACCCCACCUACUCCGACCGUCCCGGCAUGACCAUCAUCACGCAACUCCCGGACACCACCUGGAUCCUCGUCCACGAGUACCCCGGCGGCUACACUUUGGGCCUGGCCAACUACCCCGUCUUCUACCACAUUGCCCCCACGCCCCUCGACUUCAUCACUGACCCCGGCCGUCCUAUCAUCGCCAACGGUUUUCAGCCCAGCAGCUCCCCGUACGUCGUCUGGAGUUCCUGCGGCGGACCGAACGGCACUAUAGUGGUGAGCGACGCAGAUCACAGCGGCGUCUUCAUCAACACCAUGCUCGGCGACGAGACCGGGUGGAGGUAUAAAGUGACCGAAGCGAGACCGGCGUAUAGCCGCGCCCUGGCGGUGUGGAGGAACCAGCCGAAGAAGCUGGCGACGAUUAGUGGGGCGAUGUAUGGGGAUGGGGAGACGAAUCGAUCGAGGCCGUUGAGUUUGUGGGUGGAGGAUUUGGAGGGGCUGGUGAGGCAGAAUCCGCCGCCGGAGGGGAGGACGCCGAUUCAGAUCUAUUAUUCGCAGUUGGAUAGGGAUGGGGCGUGA
Molecule: messenger RNA, 1236 nt
Organism: Saxophila tyrrhenica
Lineage: Eukaryota; Fungi; Ascomycota; Dothideomycetes; Mycosphaerellales; Extremaceae
Exons: 2
Coding region: 1-1236 (411 amino acids)
Source: RefSeq, a predicted model, not a curated record